AUGAGAUUAUGGAGGAUCCUCGCAAGUGCCUUCAGAAGGGUGUCGCUUUCUGGAUCAUAUAAUGUUCUUCCAGAAGGAGGAACCUUUGACCGAGAAGGCAGCACCGGCUUAUUUGGUCGUUGGACGUUCCGCUGGGCAGGGCCCAUUCUAUACAUUGCCAAUCGAACGAGCUCACUCGAAAUUAAAGACCUUCCCCAGGUCCCAAGUGAGUACGGUGCCAUAGGUCUACGAAGCGCAUUCUCUGUCAAGCAGAGUGAUGGAUUACACACCAGCAAGCAGCACUUUAUAAGCAUUGUAUGGCAUCUUGCCUAUAAAUUACUGCCAAGUCUGGCAUUGUUGACAGUCGCUUGCGUUGUUUUGGGUUUCGCCCCCCAAGCUGCUCUAUUCGGUCUUCUGCGUUCUAUAGAAGAGGAUCGCAGAGGAUCUAGUGCCUGGGUAUAUGUGCUUGGCCUGUGCCUCCCACUUGUAGUAUCAGCGGUAUUAGACCACAGAAGAUACUGGAUCUCGUAUCGAUCAUUAUCACUCCGCUUGCAGAACCAUCUUAUGGUUGCACUCUUUGAUAAAGCAGUCACCUUUGACAGCUUCCCUGGCACAGGCCGGUCUGCAGAUUCGGAGGAUGGUUGCAUGGGAAGCAAGCAAUGCUCCGGAAACCUAACCAAUCUGAUGGCAGUGGAUGUGAAGCGUGUUUCCGAUUUCGUUUCGAACUCUUUCUCAGUCUAUGAGACACCGCUGCGACUUCUGAUAUCCUCCGUGGUCCUUAUAAGGCUUGUCGGUUGGCAAAGCCUAUCCGUCAGCAUUCUGAUCCUAUUCCUAUUUUGGCCAUUGAACAACUAUGCGAUCGAGCGAUAUUCCCGUUCUCAGAAGGCAUUGAUGGAAUAUCGUGAUCAAAAGCUUGCCUCUGUCACCGAAGCUCUUCACGGCAUUCGUCAAAUCAAGUUCUCUGCCACGGAGGAGCAAUGGGAAGAGGAAAUCAAUGCAUUACGCGCGGGAGAGCUGGAGGUGCAAAGAGAGGCCUUCCAGUGGAAUCUUGUUUUGAUGUCGUUCUAUCUAUUGACACCAACGGUCCUGUCAACCGUGCUGCUGACUGUGUACUCACUGCUACAUGGAAGCCUGUCGCCGGCCACAGCAUUUACCGCUAUGUCAAUUCUGAACACCGUUCAAAAUUCACUUAAUGCAGUGCCCAGUGUGAUCACUGCUGGUUCUAACUGUAUACGCAGUGCCAAGCGUCUCUCCGAGUACUUGAAUACACUUCAACAUUUACCAGCUGUUUUGCCUUCCAGAAGUAUCGAUUUUUGUGAAGCUUCGUUGACAUGGCGAGGAAGCAGUGGCUACAAUGCCGAGGUUCUGAAAAACGUGAAUAUGAGUAUUCCACAAAACUGCUUGACCCUGAUUACGGGGCCCACGGGUGCUGGCAAGAGCCUUCUGUUGGCGGCAAUGUUGGGAGAGUGUGACAUUCUCAACGGUACCUUCAAAGCCCCAACUGGAAGAGUUUGGACCCCUAUCUCUGAAAAGUACCAUGGGUGGCUCUUAGAAGACACCAUCGCCUAUGUUGCACAAACGCCUUGGAUAGAAGCUCUUACCAUCCGAGAUAAUAUCUUGUUUGGCUUGCCGUUUGACGCUGGAAGGUAUAAGCAAGUGAUUUUUGCAUGUGUACUGGAGUCAGAUCUGCAAGCCAUGGUGGAUGGGGACGAGACUCAGCUGGGUCCAAACGGACUUAAUCUGAGCGGUGGGCAAAAGGCCCGUCUUUGUUUAGCCCGAGCGCUGUAUUCCAGAGCAACGGUUCUGCUCUUGGAUGAUAUAUUCAGCUCCGUUGAUGUACACACGGCUGCCCAUUUAUGCCACUAUGCUCUGGCUGGGCCACUUGCACGGAAUAGGACGCGUAUUCUUGUAACUCAUCAUGUGCCCUUAUGCCGGGAUCAUGCUCAAGGCAUAGUGCACGUUAAUGGAUGUACCGCACACUUCAGUCCCGUCGCGAACCCAGAAACACAGGACGAGGUGGAUGACAGUUGGACGGAUCAUCUAGAUAUAAAGCCCUUCGUAAAGGGAGUCAGCCACAGCAGCUCCGAUAACGACGCGACUGUCAGAUCGUCCCAAAAGUUCAUAGUCGAAGAGACUAGGGAGAAAGGAGCUGUCAAAUGGACCGUCCUGCAAAAUUAUAUCCAGCAGAGCGGCACUCGUUCCUACUGGAUGUGCUUAGUGAUGGCCUUUCUAAGCUAUAGCGUACUCAUGUUGAGCAGGACCUGGUGGCUUGGAAAAUGGAGCCAAUCCUACCAAAGCCAAGCAUCAGAUGAGCAAUACAAUGUUUACUUCGCGAUGAUCGGCUCUUUAAGGGCUUCGGAGGUUCUUUUUCGUCGCUUUCUCCACCAAGUCCUCCGGAUGCCCCUGCGUUGGAUUGACACAGUGCCUCUUGGACGAAUACUCAACCGUUUCUCAAAUGACUUUAAUCUCGUGGACUCUCAACUGGGAGACGACAUGCGAGCCAUUUUGUCUUACGGAAUGGAUGUCCUGAUGGCUGUAGUCCCAAGCCUAAUCAUCAACCCACUCUCACUUAUUUCCAGCUUCAUUCUGGGGCUGAUUACCGCCAGGUAUGCUAAUUGGUACUUGGUAGCUGCGCGACAGAUAAAGCGACUUGACAGCGUGGCUCGCAGUCCGAUUUACGACCACCUCGAGUCAUGUAUGGCCGGUUUGUGGACGAUUCGGGCAUUCGGGAAAACUCGUGUCUAUCAGGAACAGUUCCGACAGCGCUUAGAUCGUCGCGCACGUACUCAAUGGCACAGUUGGCUGUUUAAUCAGUGGCUAGCCGUCCGUUUGGAUAUGAUCGGGGCUGUCUUUACUGCGAUUUGCGCGGCUGCUGUGGUUUUGCUUGAGGUAGAGGCGUCAAUUGCCGGGUUCGCCAUUAAUUUCACCCUGAAGCUCACUCAGUCGAUAUCAUUUGGGAUUCGCAAUUAUGCGUCUUUGGAACUCGAUCUGAAUAGUGUGGAAAGAGUCCUAGAGUACUGCCAUAUGGAGACCGAGAGCGACGGUGGCAAUCCCGCCCCUGCCGGCUGGCCCUACGAUGGAACACUCGAAGUCAGGAACUUAUCAGUACAAUAUGCACCUGACAUAGAGCCAGCAUUACAUAAUGUCACCUUCAGGGUGGAACGUAACCAGCGAAUUGGCAUAGUCGGAAGAACCGGAGCUGGGAAGUCAUCCUUGGCCCUGUCACUGUUCCGCGUUCUCGAACCAUGCGCAGGACAGAUUCUCAUCGAUGGUCUUGAUAUCUCCACUAUCCGACUACACGACAUCCGAAGCCGACUGGCCAUUAUUCCGCAGUCCCCAUUCCUCUUCAAGGGAACAGUGAGGUCGAACCUUGAUCCCUUAGGCAACUGUGAAGACGCACAACUCAUCCGCGCUCUUUCCCGUGUUAAUUGGAGCAGUGCCACGUCCUCGGACAACCACCAGCACAUUUGCACUAAUAUAACUCUUGGACAAGACCCAUCAAUACUGGAUCACCCAGUAUCAGACGGUGGCUCCAACCUUUCACACGGCCAACGACAGCUGCUUUGCCUCGCUCGCGAACUGCUCCGGAUGCCGCGUAUUUUGGUCCUAGACGAAGCGACAUCCGCAGUGGAUAAGGAAACAGACGGUCUCGUGCAACGUUCAAUCCGGUCGGAGUUCGGUCGGAAUGGCACUACGUUGCUGGUGGUUGCUCAUCGCCUCAGUACAGUUGCUGACUUUGACCGUAUUCUUGUGUUGGGAGGCGGCACGGUGCUGGAGUUCGGUAGUCCCGCGGAGCUUAUGCGCCGGAAGAAUGGGGCUUUCAGGGACAUGGUGGAGACGGAUGCAGAGAGGGAAUUGCUAUACAAGGAUAUUUUUGCUCGUCGAUGA
Molecule: messenger RNA, 3867 nt
Organism: Aspergillus neoniger CBS 115656
Lineage: Eukaryota; Fungi; Ascomycota; Eurotiomycetes; Eurotiales; Aspergillaceae
Product: P-loop containing nucleoside triphosphate hydrolase protein
Exons: 3
Coding region: 1-3867 (1288 amino acids)
Biological process (GO): transmembrane transport
Cellular component (GO): membrane
Molecular function (GO): ATP binding; ABC-type transporter activity; ATP hydrolysis activity
Source: RefSeq, a predicted model, not a curated record